Molecule: messenger RNA, 938 nt
Organism: Punica granatum (pomegranate)
Lineage: Eukaryota; Viridiplantae; Streptophyta; Magnoliopsida; Myrtales; Lythraceae
Source: RefSeq, a predicted model, not a curated record
AGAAAGGAAAACAAGAAAAUCACUUCCAAAACAAAACAUCCAUUCUGAUCAAGUCAAACAUAACACGCAUUAUUUUCGUAACUGAAAGCUCAUCGACUCUCUCAUUAGAAGGAAAUGAGCCCAUGAAAGAUCCAUGAACGAGCAGAUAUUGGGAUCACAUCAGAAGAAGAUGAAUGUGAUUGAUGUCGAGGACAAAACUACGGUUAUCACUGACAAUAGAGUCAUCAUCAGUGUCUAUACCGAAUCCGCAGCCAAAUUUUCAGAACGGAAGACUCGCCCAAUAAGGAGAGCUAAGGCACUUCAAUUUCCUGGAAGGGAAACAAUUGGAAGAACAGCUGGCUAUAAUCGCCGGGCACAGCUCCUUGGCUAUGCCGGAAAACUUAGGAGUAUUCAUCAGGAUCUCUCAUCGGACCGACUCCCAGGGCCCAAACAGAAGAGGAGGUCGUUGAUUGUGCCAGAAAGGCUUCGGAUCUUGUUUGAUCGGAUGUUCAGAAAGGCAAAUAGGAGAUGGAGAUAUGAGCGUAUCGUGUCGGACGAAAAUGCAGAAGAUGAUGGGUUGCGCAGUUCCAAAUGCAUGGAGAUGCAGAGGAAGAAGAAGGUGGAGACAGAGAUUCCAUUCACUGUAAGGAAAAGCUUGAACCGCAUUCUGCACUACAAUGAGAAAAGCACUUACGUUCUCAAUGAAAAUGAUCAUGAAGAGACGUCCCGAGCGGACAAUGAUCGUGAUGGGAAGGGAUGCAGUGAGCAGACGAGCGGGAAUCUUCUUCGUCCCAUUACCCACACAGAGGUGGUCUCCUCAACCUUAUAUGCUCCUGUCAUGUUCUAAUUUCAUGGGUUGAAGUUCGGCUCCUCUAUGGACCCUGAAAUUUCCUUUGAACAAUCUUUUUGUACCUGUAACUCUCUUCGGUAAUAAAAAUUGCACAUAACAUCUGCAAUAA